Formica exsecta is the source of this 2009-nucleotide messenger RNA. RefSeq lists its product as uncharacterized. Lineage: Eukaryota; Metazoa; Arthropoda; Insecta; Hymenoptera; Formicidae. The coding region runs from base 353 to 1309 and encodes 318 amino acids. The transcript has 6 exons. The record is from RefSeq and is a predicted model, not a curated record.
AAGUCAGGAACUAUCGCGGCCGCGUGGCCGCCCGCCUUGCUAUUCGCCCCCGCUCUAUCCUGCCGAUCUCGAGCGCGACGAUCGGCCGAUCAAUCACUGAAGUAAACGGAGAAAAACGGUGAUCCAUCGCGAGCGAGUCGCGAUUUCGUGAUCUUUCGAUGUUAUUCCGUGGCGCGACAGGUUUCCGCUCGCGCGACUAGAUCUUUCUUCUUUUUUUUUUUAAUUAAUGGAAAACCACGAAAACGGAAGCGUGGUGGCACCGAUCGACGAGCGAGACGUGUUUAUGUAGACGAGAAGCGUGUAACGCGCGCGUGGAUACAGUGUGACACGUAACAUCCCUCACAGGCACAGAAUGGAUAAAGACUUUCGCCGGGAUUAUAGAAAAAUGCGACGCGCUUUGCUUCACCUGCUGCUCAUAGUAGGGGGUGCAACAGGUUUGAAAGAUCUGAAGAUAAACGUGCCGCCUAUGGUGAGAUCAGGCGAUACCGUAACGCUGUCAUGUAAUUAUGACUUGGAAGGCUCAUCCUUGUACACUAUACAAUGGUUCUUCGAUAGUGUUGAAUUUUAUAGCUACAUACCCGAUCGCAAUCCACCGCUUAAAAUUUUCGAUGUCGGCAUACUAGUCAACGAUUCCGCAUCGAACGCGCACGAUGUGACAUUGAUGAACGUGUCCAGGCUACUUACCGGGACGUACAAGUGCGAGGUAUCAGCCGGCAGUCCUUCCUACCACACCAUGAUAGCGAGGUCCAAAAUGGAAGUAGUCAACGCCCCAAAAACGGAUCCUACGAUUCGUACCGAGAAGGAGCGCAUAGCGGUGGGGGAGACGCUACGAGUCAACUGCUCCUCAGGCGAGUCCCGACCAGCCCCCGUUGUUACAUGGAAGCUCAACAGGGAUUCCAUCGCGGAGAAUAAUAUGUAUAAAAUACAACAUCACAACAUUUCUGACGGUAACGAGUUACAAUCUACGAAGUCGCUGAUAGAAUUUAAAGUGACGGAGAACAUGUUUCGCAACGGAAGCUUACACCUACGCUGCACGGCCUCCAUCUCAAACGUUUAUGAAAAAUCGGCGGACAUCAAUAUCACCGAGGACAAACCGCGUCUCGCUUCUAUCACCGGCGUAAUAUCAUCAUCAUACGAUGGAGCGAACGGAUGCGCCGGACAGAAUUGGCCCUGGAAUGGUAAUCGUGGCACGGCGAUAAUAAUGGCCGUCGCGACGGCCACCCUGUUCCUGAUGAUGACAUCGCUGACGAUGAUGGUUGUCCCGAUAACGAAUGUACUGCUGAGGAACGAGUGGACGGUUAGCAGGUAGCUCGCGGGCACCCUUCAUGAAGAUAUCACUGCCACUGUCUGAUCCGAUUACAUCGUCCAUGUAAAACCUAGUAGUCUAGGGCUUCCAGUUAUGUAUGUUACUAUGUAUAGAAUAGAUAGUGGAAUAACAAUGAUUUUUAUUCUCUCGAGGAGCCUAAACGCGAAGAAGAUUGGAGUAACGCUAGCGAAACAAUCGCAAGACUAUCCUAACUCGUAUACCGUUACUUUUGAACGUGUUGUCUUUCGAUGUAAAUUGUCGCUCUGAUAACGAAAGGGGGAAAUAUGACGAAUAAAAGCAAUGUCCGCGUAUUGAGACAUAGACAGAGAUAACGGCUAUCCUAAAGCAACGAAGUGAAUAUGAAAUAGCUUCAUUUGUGUGAUUAAAGAAUGACAGAUGUUUCGACAGAAGGAAGAAAAACGAUGGAGGUUCGACUUCCGUUCACGUUUUGAUUUGAAUUCUCCGACGAAGCAUAAAUACGAUAUUUAUUAGUGAUCGGAGUGUUCAUAAAGUGUCAAAUAUAGAUUAUACACAGGGGUAACUAUGAUAACUAAUAUAUAUAAAUAUAUAAUAACGUUAGCGCAGUAACGAGCGGCGUUCUGCUCAAUAUUCGCUCCUUUUAUGAUGUCUAACAGAAAAUGCAUCAAGAUAGAUACCGAUUUGUAAUCUGUACAAAUUGUAAUAAAUUAUAAUACGAACUGUA